UACUUCCGGGUCCUGUGUUGACACCAGAAAGUGUUCGGGAAGGCAACGCUGAGACUUGAAGAUGCACAUCUAAAGGUUGACCAGUAUCUAUGUAUGUUACACACACGUUUGUUAACGUGCUUUGCUGUUCAUAUGCUGUCCAGUAAUAUCCAGGGACUCAAAAGCAGUUCAAAAUGCAUCCCACUAGCUGAGAUACUGAACUCGAGAGCAGUGGGGAUAUGAAUCAUCAAAGUCACAAAGAAGGGGAUGUUAUGUGCCCUACUUCUGCAAUGCCCCCUGGCUGGAUCAGAGAAGUGAGGCAGCGGAAAGCAGGCAAGACAGCGGGCAAACUGGAUGUAUACAUUACAAGUCCCGAAGGGCAGAGGUUCCGGUCCAGAGCAUCCCUGCGCACUUUUCUCCUAGAAAGUGGAAGGGAUAACUUAGACAUAAGCCUCUUUGAUUUUACCACAUCCAAAGAUGAUGUUGUCACCCCUUCACAAACACUCCCUCUCAAAGGAAAGCUGAGGCAUGGGAAGAAACAACCUGAAGACGGACAGCAGGAGGAAACAGAAAAUGAAACAGCAAUUCUAGAUCCACCUCCAAAUAAACCCAAAAGAGCCUUUUCCUCCCACAGAAGUGAAACUCAUAUUGAUGCUGAUGUUGAACGGAAGAAGACCUCGUGUGUAUUAGAAGUGAAAAUGAAUGGAGACAAAACUGCUGAGUCCAUAAAGGGUUGUUUACAAGCUUUGACCUCAGAAAAGGUGGAUGAUGUGAAAUUGCAGAAGUGCGCCCCCAGAGGAGGCCAGCUGAGAAAGAAGUUAAUGAGGCUAGCUCCUUCAAGUAAUCAUAAGGAUGAACAAGCACACUUGCAGCCUUCGGUUCCAAGUUUGAAUGUUGAACCUGCCACUGAGAGCGAGAAUGAAGGUGAGGAUGAGCGAGAUGAGAGACAGAUUCACAUCGAAGGUGACAACAAUCCUAAGUCUGACCUGGAGGCUGAUGGUGACAGUCAUCGGGAUGCUGAAGAAGGUGUGUUGUUGCCUGACACCACUGACGGGAGCUGUACACCAGUAAAAGAUUCCCAGAAUAAGUCCAAAAGCUUGGAAGGCAAGCGGAAAACAAGCCCUUAUUUCAGUGGGAAACCCAGCAGAGAUGGACUUAGCCCACCCAGGAGGAAGGCCUUCAAGAAGUGGACACCCCCUCGGUCUCCCUUCAACCUUGUACAGGAAACUCUUUUCCAUGAUCCCUGGAAGCUCCUUGUGGCCACAAUUUUUCUGAACAAAACAAGUGGCAAAAUGGCCAUUCCAGUGCUGUGGCAGUUCUUUGAGCGUUAUCCAUCUGCAGAGGUGACCCGGGAGGCCGACUGGAAGCCUGUGUCUGAGCUUCUAAAGCCACUUGGCCUGUAUGAGCUUAGGGCCAAAACACUCAUCCGCUUCUCAGAUGAGUAUCUAACUAAACAGUGGCGUUACCCUAUCGAGCUGCACGGUAUUGGAAAGUAUGGCAAUGACUCCUACAGGAUCUUCUGUGUGAAUGAGUGGAGACAGGUGACACCUGAUGAUCACAUGUUAAACAAGUACCAUGCCUGGCUGUGGGAGAACCAUGAGAAACUGGGACUCUGAAGAACCACAAACGGGAAAAUCUUUUAUACCAAACUAACAGCAGUUAUCUUAACAAUACUGCAAUACCAGCAUUAUGAUGGACUUGCAAUUUUAAAUCUGAAUUCCUUCAGGAUUAUGACGUAUCAUGCAGGUUCUUUAGGAACUUUUAAUCUAUGUUGAAUAAAAUGUUUUAAGCUGGUCAAAAGUUGAAA
Archocentrus centrarchus (flier cichlid) is the source of this 1786-nucleotide messenger RNA. RefSeq names its product methyl-CpG binding domain protein 4 (gene mbd4). Lineage: Eukaryota; Metazoa; Chordata; Actinopteri; Cichliformes; Cichlidae. Bases 219 to 1595 code for a protein of 458 amino acids. Gene Ontology annotation, molecular function: pyrimidine-specific mismatch base pair DNA N-glycosylase activity; DNA binding. Gene Ontology annotation, cellular component: nucleus. The transcript is spliced from 8 exons. Gene Ontology annotation, biological process: DNA repair. The record is from RefSeq and is a predicted model, not a curated record.